AUGGAGACUCGAGUUCAGUUCGGCGCGAUGAACGCUGGUAGACUGCCUGAUGCGGUUGUUGCUUGUGUUGGUGGUGGGUUGAAUGCUGUUGGUAUUUUCUAUCCCUUCCUGGGUGAUGCAUCUGUUGCUCUUGUUGGCGUUGAGGCGGGUGGUGAUACAUCUAUGACGGGGCAGCACUCUGCUUCGCUGAAUGCAGGGUCUGUUGGUAUGUCGCCUGAGCAUUUUGUCUCUGCUAGGCUUGAUUAUCCUGGUGUCGGUCCUGAGUUGUCGAGUUGGAAGGAAUCUGGUCGGGUUACUUUUGUUGCGGCAAAUGAUUUGGAUGCCCUGAUGGCUUUUUCGUUGCUCUGUCAGCUUGAGGGAACAAUGCCUGCACUUGAGAGUUCCAAUGCUGUUGCUGGGGCUACGCGCUUUGCGAAGGAGUUGGGGCCUGGGCGGGAUGUUGUUGUUGUGUGUCUCAGUGGACGUGGGGAUAAGGAUGUGCAAACUGUUGCUAAUAUUAUGUCUACUCUUGGACUCCACGAUGAGGUCUAA
This is a messenger RNA of Penicillium egyptiacum, 531 nucleotides long. The record is from the annotation of a GenBank genome assembly. NCBI's taxonomy places the organism in Eukaryota, Fungi, Ascomycota, Eurotiomycetes, Eurotiales, Aspergillaceae.